Messenger RNA from Anolis sagrei ordinatus, 2027 nucleotides. Lineage: Eukaryota; Metazoa; Chordata; Lepidosauria; Squamata; Anolidae. The record is from RefSeq and is a predicted model, not a curated record.
UAUAUUGCCCUUCUCAUCCCUUAGGCGACUCACAAUGUAUUGAAACAGCUGUGGAUCCGGACGGGAGGCAGACUGCGUUGGCUAAUGCAGAAGGUUGGAUGAGCAAAGGUUGGGGAAAUGAGGACUCCGUGGCACCACGUCCUGGAUGCAAUAAGGAAAACAAUAAUAUAGGAAGAAGAAAUGCUCUCAAGUUGAUGAGCUCACUUACAGACAAGAAAGGAAGAUAGAGUCACAUAUCUGUGUUUCAAUUAAACACCCACAUCACUGUUGACAUGGAGGAAGCAUCUAAAUGUCUAGAGUUUGGAGAGAGUUUCACUCAGAAGGAUCCUCUGCAGCAACAGGAAAGGCCUCCCGCUGCAAAGAUGCUCCAUGAAUGCUCAGAGUGUGGAAAGACCUUCACUCAUCUUUCGGGUUUACAUACACAUCAAAGGACCCAUACAGGGGAGAAACCCUAUAGAUGCCUGGAGUGUGGGCAGAGCUUCGCUCAAAGUUCGACAUUACGCACACAUGAAAGGACGCACACUGGGGAGAAGCCCUAUACAUGCCAGGAGUGUAAAAAGAGCUUUGCUCAGAGAAGAGAUCUACGUUCCCAUGAAAGGAUUCACACUGGGGAGAAACCCUAUACAUGCUUGGAGUGUGGACAUAGCUUCACUCAUAUUUCAGGUCUGCGUUCACAUCAAAGGACCCACAGUGGGGAGAAGCCCUAUAUAUGCUCGGAGUGUGGGCAGAGCUUCACUCAUCGUUCAGGUUUACGUUCACAUCAAAGGAUUCACACUGGAGAGAAACCUUAUAAAUGCCCAGAGUGUGGAAAGAGCUUCACUGACAGUGGAGGUCUACAUUUACAUAAAAGGAUUCAUACUGGGGAGAAACCCUAUAAAUGCCUGGAGUGUGGAAAGAGCUUUGUUCAAAGUGCCGAUCUACGUUCACAUGAAAGGACCCACACUGGGGAGAAGCCCUAUACAUGCCUAGAAUGUGGGCAGCGCUUCACUCAUAGUUCAAGUCUUCGUUCACAUCAGAGGACGCACACUGGGGAGAAAUCCUAUAAAUGCUCGGAGUGUGGGCAGAGCUUCACUCAUAGUUCAGGUCUGCAUUCGCAUCAAAGGACUCACACUGGGGAGAAGCCCUAUAAAUGCCUGGAGUGUGGACAGAGCUUCACCCAGAGUUCAAGUCUACAUAAACAUGAAAUUACGCACACUGGGGAGAAACCCUAUAAUUGCCCGGAGUGUGGACAGAGCUUCACUCAGAAUGGAAGUCUACACAGACACCAAAGGACUCACGCUGGGGUACAACCCUAUGAAAACAUGGCGUGUGAAGAUAGCUUCCCUGAGAGUUCAGAUCUGUUAUGGUUUGAUGCGUGCAGACCGGCUGAAGAUUAGCCCUUUGUAUCUUCAAAAAUGAGCCACACAAGUAGAAGAAAUGCAAAACUCAAAUUUAUGCAGCAGAGUUCAUGAAAAAAGACUUCAACACAAACUUUCCGGUAAUACAGUCACAGUUCCUUUGCUGCAUCAGACUCACGUAUAGUCUUUUCAUUUGAUUCAUGCUGUGCUUCCCAUCAGAAAAUGUAUCUUUUUCUAGUCUUCAUUUCUGGUUCAUGGAGACGAGCAUGGAAGACAAACUUGCCAGCGUCACAAUAGGCUGUAAGCCAGGAGCUUACACCGAGAUAGCCCAGGAGCAAACAUUCAGUAAGCUCAGAGGCAUACAACAAACACUCCCCAGUUAGAUCUCUUUAGGGUGGCCAAAACUUGAUGACCUUAAUUACUCCAGUUACUCAGCCUGUGGGUUGUAAUUAACCAGGGUGAGUCUUUUUCUCUUAACACACACCCGGUAGUGAUCCCACAAGAACUUAAACAUCUUAAUACCUCUCCCUGUGUUAAGAAGGGGAAAAAAUCCUUGUUGCAUGGUGCAUUCAAAUAUUCCUAAGUUAUUUGGGACCGCUUUGUGCUGCUGGGCACUUGAUGGUUUUGUUAAUAUAUCUGCCAGAUUCAGAGAUGUGUUACAGUACAUUAAAUUAAUUUCACCAUUCUUUA